ACUAGGGGAUACCUCCCAGUUCAGACAUUCUUUGGGAAAAUAAAACAGGGCGGAGACAGCUGGAGAGGCGGGAGGGGAGGAGCCAGAAAACAAAGCGAGGACUGGCUUCAGGCCAACUCCAGUAGCACGCCCUGCCGGAGAGCCCUACAGGCCCGCGAACGCGGGUCGGGGAAGCUAACGAAAGACAGCACAUCGAAAGGAGCCUGGGCUGGGCCCGGGUCCCGGCCCUGAGGACCACGGGCAUAGCUCACCACCAUCACCGCGGGCGAGGGCCGUCCCUUCCCAGCGACGAAAUGACCCUUGCGCUGACGACCGUUACCUACCACACUCUUCGGCUGCCCGGACUUAGACCCUCAGUAGCUCGGGCACCUAAGCACACAGAAAGCUAAACACGCAUUUCCGGGGCGGGGUCUCGCCACCCUGCCUAUAAAGUGAGAAUUUAACUAGCGCGGGCCGCCUCCUGGUCGCUUAGCCCGCUGGGUAAGAGAGUCCAGGUCCUGCCGUUGAGCGGGCCUUAAGUCCCCGAGAAACUACAGAACCCAGCAUGCAACAAGGGUCCGAUUUCUCGCGCACACUACAUUUCCCAAAAGGCAGUGGCGCCGCAGUGGUUUCUGGGAUGGGAACCACGCCGCUUCCCAGCCUCAGUUCCAGGAGUGAAGCGCGGACCUUUCAACAAGAGCUUUAUUAAUUCCCACGCUUGGAUCUUGGAAAGAGAUGGAGGUGGCGGCUAAUUGCUCCCUGCGGGUGAAGAGACCUCUGUUGGACCCCCGCUUCGAGGGUUACAAGCUCUCUCUCGAGCCACUGCCCUGUUACCAGCUGGAACUUGACGCAGCUGUGGCAGAGGUAAAACUUCGUGAUGAUCAAUAUACACUGGAACACAUGCAUGCUUUUGGGAUGUAUAAUUACCUACACUGUGAUUCAUGGUAUCAAGACAGUGUCUACUAUAUUGAUAACCUUGGAAGAAUAAUGAAUUUAACAGUGAUGCUGGAUACUGCCUUAGGAAAACCACGAGAGGUGUUUCGACUACCUACAGAUUUGACGGCAUGCGAUAAUCGCCUUUGUGCAUCUAUCCAUUUCACAUCAUCCACCUGGGUUACCUUGUCAGAUGGAACUGGAAGAUUAUAUGUUAUUGGAACAGGUGAACGUGGAAAUAGUGCUUCUGAAAAAUGGGAGAUUAUGUUUAAUGAAGAGCUUGGGGAUCCUUUUAUCAUAAUUCACAGUAUCUCUUUGCUAAAAGCUGAAGAACAUUCCAUAGCUAUCUUAAUUCUUCGAAUAGAGAAAGAAGAAUUGGAUAUGAAAGGAAGUGGUUUCUAUGUUUCUCUGGAGUGGGUCACUAUCAGUAAGAAAAAUAAAGAUGGUAAAAAGUAUGAAAUUACUAAGCGUGAUAUUCUCCGUGGAAAAUCGGUGCCAAAUUAUGCUGCUAUUGAGCCAAAUGGAAAUGGUCUAAUGAUUGUCUCCUACAAGUCCUUCAAAUUUGUUCAGGUUGAUCAAGAUCUUGAAGAAAAGAUGAAUGAAGACAUGUCAGAGAAAAUCCAAGUAGAACCUCUGUAUUAUUGGCAACAAACUGAAGAUGAUUUGACAGUGACAGUACGGCUUCCAGAAAACAGCGUUAAAGAAGAUGUUCAUGUGCAGUUUUUACCUGAUCACAUCAACAUUAUGCUGAGGGAUUGCCAGUUAUUGGAAGGAAAGCUGUAUUCAUCUAUUGAUCAUGAAAGCAGUACAUGGAUAAUUAAAGAGAAUAAUAGCUUGGAGAUUUUCUUGAUUAAAAAGAAUGAAGGAUUGACAUGGCCUGAGCUAGUGGUUGGUGAUAAACAAGGGGAACUUAUAAGGGACUCAGCCCAAUGUGCUGCCAUAGCUGAACGUUUGAUGCAUUUGACUUCUGAAGAACUGAAUCCAAAUCCAGAUAAAGAAAAACCUCCUUGUAAUGCUCAAGAGUUAGAAGAAUGUGACAUUUUUUUUGAAGAGAGUUCCAGUUUAUGCAGAUUUGAUGGCAGUACAUUAAAAACUACUCAUGUGGUAAACCUUGGAAGCAACCAGUACCUUUUCUCUGUCGUAGUAGAUCCUAAAGAAAUGCCCUGCUUCUGUUUGCGCCAUGAUGUUGACGCCCUACUCUGGCAGCCACACUCCAGCAAACAAGAUGAUAUGUGGGAACACAUUGCAACUUUCAAUGCUCUAGGUUAUGUCCAAGCAUCAAAAAGAGACAAAAAAUUUUUUGCCUGUGCUCCAAAUUACUCCUAUGCAGCCCUUUGUGAGUGCCUUCGUCGAGUUUUCAUCUAUCGUCAGCCUACUCCCAUGUCCACUGUGCUUUACAACAGAAAGGAAGGCAGGCAUGUAGGGCAGGUUGCUAAGCAGCAAGUAGCUAGCCUAGAAACCAAUGAUCCUAUUUUAGGCUUUCAGGCAACAAAUGAGAGAUUAUUUGUUCUCACUACCAAAAACCUCUUUUUAAUAAAAGUAAAUACAGAGAAUUAAUUUUUCCAACAUGUUGACUUCUCUGUACUGGGAAAGUAUUCAGCAGUGACUAAAGGACUGGGUAGUUAUACCAUAACCUGUUAAGUUUUAAUAUAUUAAAAAUAUCUCAUAUGGAUUUUUUAUAUUUUAAAGGAUAUUAGAAAUGUAUUUAAAAGAUUAUGAUACUGUAAAAACUAUGGAAUGAAACUGCAGAUUUAGAAACAUUGGCGUCUGUAAAAAAAUGUAGUAUUGGCAAGUAUAAUUAUUUUUAAAAAACAAGCUAGAAUCUCAUAUUUUAUAAAUGAAACGUGUAGUUCAGUGUUUAAAAUAAAAAUAUAUAUCAUGUACUU
Messenger RNA from Marmota flaviventris (yellow-bellied marmot), 2798 nucleotides. It is a transcript of the gene Nudcd1, whose product is annotated as NudC domain containing 1. NCBI's taxonomy places the organism in Eukaryota, Metazoa, Chordata, Mammalia, Rodentia, Sciuridae. The record is from RefSeq and is a predicted model, not a curated record.